This is a messenger RNA of Ochlerotatus camptorhynchus, 1807 nucleotides long. It is a transcript of the gene Pgd, whose product is annotated as phosphogluconate dehydrogenase. The record is from RefSeq and is a predicted model, not a curated record. The transcript is spliced from 5 exons. Gene Ontology annotation, biological process: pentose-phosphate shunt, oxidative branch; pentose-phosphate shunt. Gene Ontology annotation, cellular component: cytosol. The coding region runs from base 180 to 1628 and encodes 482 amino acids. NCBI's taxonomy places the organism in Eukaryota, Metazoa, Arthropoda, Insecta, Diptera, Culicidae. Gene Ontology annotation, molecular function: phosphogluconate dehydrogenase (decarboxylating) activity; NADP binding.
AUCGCGAUCAUCAACGAUCCGUACAACAGUGCCGGAGUUUACUCGUUUUUGUACAAAUAAAUAAGUGUCUGUCUUACAUAAAAUUUGUGUUAAAAAAACGACAGUGUUCCGCUUCGUUGUUCCUGAGCUUCAAAAUUUUCUCCAAAUUUCUUCAGUUCAUCGUUCGAAAUCACACCAGGAUGGCUGAACCCAAAGCCGAUAUCGCUCUCAUUGGCCUGGCCGUCAUGGGUCAGAAUCUGAUCCUUAACAUGGACUCGAAGGGCUUCGUCGUCUGCGCGUACAACAGAACCGUCGACAAGGUCAAACAUUUCCUCGACAAUGAAGCCAAGGGUACGAACAUCAUUGGAGCUACUUCCCUGCAAGAUAUGGUCAACAAGCUGAAGACACCCCGAAAGAUCAUGAUGCUGGUGAAAGCCGGCAGUGCGGUCGAUGAUUUUAUUAACCAACUGCUUCCAUUGAUCGCGAAGGGCGACGUCAUCAUCGAUGGCGGUAACUCGGAACACCAGGAUUCGGCCCGGCGGUACGAAGAACUGAAGGCCAAGGGCAUUCUGUACGUGGGAUCUGGUGUAAGUGGCGGAGAGGAAGGAGCUCGCUAUGGUCCCUCCCUGAUGCCCGGAGGCCAUCCGGACGCUUGGCCACUGAUCAAGGAUAUAUUCCAGGCAAUUUGCGCCAAAUCCAAUGGUGAUCCUUGCUGCGAGUGGGUCGGCGAAGGAGGUGCUGGCCACUUUGUCAAGAUGGUCCACAACGGUAUCGAGUACGGUGACAUGCAGCUGAUUUGCGAAGCCUACCAUCUGAUGUUAGCUCUCGGUAUGACCCAGAAGGAAAUGGCCCAGGAGUUCGACGAAUGGAACAAGGGAGUAUUGGAUUCGUUCUUAAUCGAAAUCACUCGUGACAUUUUGAACUACCAAGACGAGGAAGGUUAUUUGCUGGGGCGUAUCAGGGACACCGCUGGACAAAAGGGUACCGGAAAGUGGACGGCAAUUGCCGCUUUGCACCAUGGCGUUCCGGUGACGCUGAUCGGUGAGGCUGUGUUUGCCCGUUGCUUGUCCGCGCUGAAGGAGGAACGUGCCAAGGCUAGCAAGCAGCUGGCUGGACCGAACGUUAAAGCUUCCGUUGCUGACCGUAAAGCAUUCCUGACUCACAUCCGCAAUGCUCUGUACUGUGCCAAGAUCGUCUCGUACGCCCAGGGUUUCAUGCUGCUACGCGAGGCCGCCAACGAGUACAAGUGGAACCUCAACUACGGAGGCAUUGCUCUGAUGUGGCGUGGAGGAUGCAUCAUUCGCAGCGUCUUCCUCGGUAACAUCCGAGAUGCGUUCGUACGCAACCCUCAGUUGUCCAAUCUACUGUUGGCUGAUUUCUUCAAGAACGCCAUCGUCAAGAACCAGCAAUCAUGGCGCGAGGUUGUCAGCCAGGCCGUUUUGUGGGGAGUACCAGUUCCGGCCAUGUCGGCCGCAUUGGCCUUCUUCGAUGGGUAUCGCUCGGAACGUCUGCCAGCCAAUUUGCUCCAGGCGCAGCGGGACUACUUCGGUGCGCACACCUACGAACUGUUGGGCAAGGAGGGUAAGUUCGUGCACACCAACUGGACCGGCAAGGGUGGAAACGUCUCGGCCAGUACCUAUUUGGCUUAGAUGCGCAAGAUGGCGAGCCCAAUGUCCACCGAACCCCCACAUUCCCGGCUAUCGAGGCCUCUUCACAGAAUCCAGAUGAUGGUACACAUAUUUUCCACAUAAAAAGUCGUUAUUUAUUGUUGCUCUUUCGAUAGGAUUUCGGAAAAUGUUUUUGUAUAAAAAUGAUUGUUUAGUAUCAA